Messenger RNA from Dictyostelium discoideum AX4, 699 nucleotides. It is a transcript of the gene psmA2, whose product is annotated as proteasome subunit alpha type 2. Gene Ontology annotation, cellular component: nucleus; proteasome complex; proteasome core complex. The record is from RefSeq and is a predicted model, not a curated record. Bases 1 to 699 code for a protein of 232 amino acids. Lineage: Eukaryota; Evosea; Eumycetozoa; Dictyosteliales; Dictyosteliaceae. The transcript is spliced from 3 exons. Gene Ontology annotation, biological process: protein catabolic process; proteasomal protein catabolic process; ubiquitin-dependent protein catabolic process.
AUGGAUUCAGAUUAUUCCUUUUCAUUAACAACAUUCAGUCCUUCAGGUAAAUUAGUUCAAAUUGAACAUGCUUUACAAGCAGCUGCCUCUGGUGGUUCAGCUAUUGGUAUUAAAGCAAAGAAUGGUGUAGUAUUAAUUACAGAGAAGAAAUUACAUUCAUUAGUUGAUGUAACAUCAGUUCAAAAGAUAUCAAUGAUUACAGAGAAUAUUGGUUUGGUUUAUGCAGGUAUGGGACCAGACUCUAGAGUUUUAAUUAAAAAAGCAAGAAAAGAAUCAGAGAAAUACUAUAAACAAUAUAAAGAAAAGAUACCAGUACUCCAAUUAGUUAGAGAAUUAGCAUCAAUCAUGCAAGAAUUCACUCAAUCUGGUGGUGUUCGUCCAUUUGGUGUGUCUUUAUUAGUAGCUGGUUUCGAUGAAAAAGGUCCACAUUUAUAUCAAGUUGAUCCAUCUGGUUCUUAUUUCGCUUGGAAAGCAACUGCUAUUGGUAAAAAUAUGGUUAGUUCAAAGACUUUCCUUGAAAAACGUUAUAGUGAUGAUUUAGAGAUUGAAGAUGCUAUUCAAACUGCUCUCAUUACAAUUAAAGAAGGUUUUGAAACUCAAUUAACUGAAUUCAAUAUGGAAUUGGCCAUUAUUGGAAAGAAUCAAGAGUUUAAGAUUUUAACACCAGCUCAAAUCAAAGAUUAUCUUUUAAAUUUGUAA